UUUUUUCCUGAAGGAAUUCAUCGUCGGUCCCUGGGAGGGUCCUCCUUCUGUCAUCCUUUGGGCGAUAUGCAGCCGCCUUUCGGCCGACGGAUUGCUGUGGUCUUCGGUCUUCGUACCCCGACAUUACGCUUUUCCAUGCCAGUCCCUCGGUGGCUGCUCUGUCCUUUCUCCCCUUCCUGUUCUAGCCCACCUUUGGAGCCCGGCCGUGGGGGCUCUGGAUCAGAGGGACCUGACACAAACACGUAGGCGGCGGGCCCUUCAUUUUAAGGUACCGUUGUGGACUCGAUCCUUCUUAACCUAGUUCUUCCUCCGCGCUCUUGGUAGGGACCUGUGCGGUCGAUGCUGACGCGGGCCCUGGAUGCUCCAGCCUCGAGUACAUUAAGGGCGCUCUUGCGACCAUGACGGCCAUCAUCCAGAAGCUGCGUCGCAAGCAGAAACUUUCCUCCGAGUUGCACUCGCGCUGGGGGGAUGUUGCUAUCACUUAUCCCACCGGUGGGUCCUGGAAUCAAUGGGAUCAUUCUUCUGCCGGGGGGCAUUCAGCCUCGACCGACCCUGAGCGACGGCAUGGCUCUCUGGAACUCAAUCGGUCCGCCACCACCCCUCGGAUAGGGAGUCAGAUACGAUCUGGUGCGCGGGCGCCCUCGGUGGAUUCGGCCAUGACUUUUCCUACGGGCCAUUACGACGCACGCGUUGGGAGUCGAAUCCGACGGAAAAACCAACCCAGUAGCCCCGGGAUCGGAUUGGCCAUGCCGAUGGAUUCUCCCGUCGAAUGCGAUCAGUCCUGCUCUGACGAGUCCUCCGAAGACGAGGAGGAUGCUACGGCCGUUCCAGCUCCUCUCAAUGUGUCCCGCGAUCGAAAUCCAAGCAAUGGGGAGGAAUCCGACGCGUACUCGCGUGCCUCCAAAUCCCCACCGUUAUCAGUCACCUCUCGCAUGCGUCGGUACAGUGUCCAAAGCAACUCAACGGAGCCCACGAUAUCCGGACCGGGGACCACCAGUUCGAAGCAUACUAGUUACACCUCGUCUGCGCCCUCGAAUCCGUCCGAAGACCCGCGACCUCAUGUACAUCGUCUAUCUACGCAGCAUGAGAAGAAGCCGGUGCGGCGUCCCAAACCGGAGCCGCUGACUCUGCCGACCCAGCCUGAGAUGGUGCCGUCGUAUGAUGAAUUGUAUGGGUGACCACGGGGUCGAGGGCUAGUUGCAUGGGAGGCUUUUUGUUUGAUUUAGUUACUGCACAUCUGUUCCACUGCUUUGGGGGAGGAACGAGGUACGCCGACCUGGCUUGUGUUUUUGGGUGGAUGCGAUUCUAUUAAGCCAGCCGUAAGAGGGCAAAAGAUUUAACCUGCAUGCAUCGUGGCGUCUAAUUGCUGUCGGGAGGCGUUUUGUUUACCUUUUACUUGGUUUUGCUUGUUCCAUAUAGUGCCUGUCUAACUUUGGUUUAUUUGGACAAUUCUAUCAGUCACACAGGACUUUACUUUUGGCGUCUCGCGGUGGGUGACCGAGGCGACACUACAGAUCCGGGCAGGCAGUAGGGCUCCCUUUGGCGAAGCGCCCUUGAGAUUCCGCGGAUGGCGUAAAGAGGGGGUGGGGGAAUGAUUGGC
This is a messenger RNA of Aspergillus ibericus CBS 121593, 1600 nucleotides long. RefSeq lists its product as uncharacterized. The transcript has a single exon. The record is from RefSeq and is a predicted model, not a curated record. The coding region runs from base 399 to 1178 and encodes 259 amino acids. NCBI's taxonomy places the organism in Eukaryota, Fungi, Ascomycota, Eurotiomycetes, Eurotiales, Aspergillaceae.